This is a messenger RNA of Bufo gargarizans (Asiatic toad), 3386 nucleotides long. RefSeq names its product family with sequence similarity 98 member C (gene TSLIG3C). The transcript is spliced from 8 exons. Lineage: Eukaryota; Metazoa; Chordata; Amphibia; Anura; Bufonidae. The record is from RefSeq and is a predicted model, not a curated record. Gene Ontology annotation, cellular component: tRNA-splicing ligase complex. The coding region runs from base 69 to 1112 and encodes 347 amino acids.
GCGUGACGAAUUGGUGCUGGCCAGGUGAGUCCGGAAGCGAAGAACUAGAGCCAGAACUGAGAGACGAGAUGGAAGACGGUGAGACUGUGGAGAAGUUACUGAGGGCGUCGGCCGGGCUGCUGCGGGAGCUCGGCUACACGGGACCUUUAUCUGAUGCGGAUGCCCUGCUGCGUUCCUGUGAGUCGGGGGCCGAGUGCCAGCUGUUCACAUCUCUGUGUGUGUGGCUGGUGUCAGAGCUGAAAUCUGUCACCCCUCUGGUGGAAAAUGUCAGCCCAACCGAAGGCCCUGCCGACUCCGAGACCUUCCAGCUGGAGAUGAGCGGCGUGAUGAGCGAGCUUCACUGUCCCUACACGGCGUUGACCUCUGGAAACGUCACAACCAGACUGCUAAAUGCCGCAACUUGCCUGCAGCUCAUUGUAUUCCUGAGCACAGAUCUGGAGGCGGCUCGACUCCUUAGGAAAGCCAGCGUUCCCACUUCGGAGCCUGUAAGACACGAUGAAGACCUUCUGGAGGAGUUACAGCUCAUAGGAAAAGCAUUGGAUUUUCCUGAGAUUUCCCCGAACGUCCCAGUGAACGAGCUCAUGAGGGAGCUGCAGAAUAAGGUCACAGAACGUUCUGGGACGGUCCACGUGUCUCCCCCUCUAUUUAAAUCCCAGCUGCAGCCUGAACAAUGGGAAACACUGCAGGAGUUGCAUUACUCCAUGCUCAAGGAGUACGAAUGUAGAAUGAGGAUGUUGGUGACUCGAUUUGAGGUUACGGUGCAGUCGUUCCACUGGUCGGAGAGGGCUCAGACCCAGGUAAAGGAAAAAUCCAUGAACGACAUCUACUGGCCUUUAAGAAAAUUGCUCACUGCUGAGUCCAGGAUCACAAUCCCCCGUUUACUGGCUGUCCGAGAAGACUACUCCCGAAUCCUACACACCUGUAAUGCCACCUUCUGCGAGAAAACCCGCACUGCUAUCCAGAAGGUGCUCAUGACUGGUACUGUGCCUGACCGAGGAGGACGACCUAAUGAAAUAGAGCCGCCAAUGCCUAUGUGGGAGAAGAGGAGGGAAGGGGGAGGUGGAGGUGGACACCAACGAUGGGGCAAAAAGAAUAAGAGAAAAAGGAAUUGAGCCCAAGUGAAAUGUGUUUUCCAUACAGUCUAUAGUGUGCGGCCUCUUUUCUGCCAAAGUAAUUCUGUGUGCAAUCUCAGGAGACUACAGCACGUCCCUCACUGCCAUUGAUUUACAUUGGUUUACCAGGGUGGUGCUCUGACCUUAUUAUAGAAUAACUGUAGAUGAUGGACAUUAGAAAGCCAUUGGCCAAAUAUCCAAACCAUCCGCACUCUAAUAACCUAUAUGUUUGUCUGUCAAGGAGUGAUAGCCAGCUAGCGGACGACUCCUAUGUUGCUUGUCCCCAGGAAGAACAGAAGAUAAUCUGUAAACAUGGCCGUUCCUCCUUUUGUUUGGUGUGGGGUGUCUGCUGCCCCCGUUACACAUUAUGUUGUAAACUUUAUUUUUUUUUAUCCGCAACACACGAUGUCUGUGUUUCUGCAUCCUAAUCCGUGCUCAGUUGUGCUUUGAAAGCAGAUACUUUUGUUGGAUGUGGGGAAAUUAUCUGGAAGAUGCUUUCUUAGGAAGGCUCAAUGAUGAUGAUUGCCCCGUUUUAAAGUUGCUGCCAAUCAACGGUAAAACUCUUGUUUAUCAGUUGAAAGCCUGCGGCAGCUCCUGCCCUGACCUCCCAGCACUGCUGGGGUCGCAUAGCAUUAUAUUGAUUUAUAAUGCUAUGUGACCCUUACAGUUCUGGAAUGUAUUGGAUAACACUGACAGCAUUAUGUCAGUGUUAUCCAAUACGUUCCAGACCUCUAAGGGUUACAUAGCAUCAUAAAUCAAUAUAAGGCUGUGCGGUGUAGGGAGGUCGGGACAUAAUAUCAGCACAAAUUCCUGUACAGAUUUACUGUACUUGCGUUUCUGCAGAAUAUCCACACCAAAAUCUGUAAUUUCUUAGUGGGUUUUUUUUUUGGUGCAGAUUAGAUGCAGUUAUAAACAGGGUGAAAUCCACAGCUAAAACCGCAAACAUAUUUGACAUGCUGAUGAUCUGGAAAUCCGCGCGGCAGGUCAAAAAUCUGCAAAGUGUACAUCAGAUUUGUGUAAUGUCAUACACUGCUGGUACUGUACUAUGCUGUGGUUUUCCCCAAGGGGAAUCUGCACUGAAAAAAGUGUGAAUGUAUAUAAUUAAUAAAUAAAAUAAAAAUAUAUAUUUGACACUAAUUUAAGUUUUUUUUUUUCUUCUGCUGUUUUGCAUAAUUAAAAAAAAAUCUGUGGUUUAUUAUUUGUGCAAAUGUAGCAAAAAAAAAUUCUUUUUUUCUUCUUUGUAAUCCUUAUAAUUUGUGCACUUACAGCAGGAGCACUUGAAAAGUAUAAUGGUGAAUUAUACCGUGAGAUAAAAUGUAAUGAUUAAUGUACAGCUUUAAUUGCAUACAUGUGUAAUGUGCAUGUUUUUAUUUAUAAAGAUUUAAUUUCAGAAAACAAUAGGGCGUUAAUCCUUAUCAUGCAUUAAGAGGACUUGUCUGCUCUCUGUUAAUGUCUGUAGUGGUGUGUUUUUUUUGUUUUGUUUUUUAAAUUAAAUGUAUUCUCCAUAAAAAAUUCAAUAGUUCUGGUGCAUGUUUUUGUAAACAUGUGUAUAUGUAUAUAUUCUCACCGAUAACUUGGCUUUACCAUUCCCCCUGUCAGUAGUCUUUAUCUAGAAGAUGUUUUGAAAUAAAAAAAAAAAAGUGAAAUGGAGGUUCCAUUACACUUUUCUGGCAUGUGACUAUGUGGCCCCUUUCACACGAGCAAGUUUUCCCACACGUGUGCAAUGCGCGACAUGAACACACAGCACUCGCACUAAAUCCUGACCCAUUCAUUUCAGUGGGUCUGUGUACAUGAGCGUUGUUUUUUUACUCCUCACUUCUGCGUUGCAUUAACAACGCAGCAUCUUCUAUAUUCUGUAUUUUUUUCACCCAGCCCUGGCCCCAUAGAAGUGAAUAGGGCUUCAGUGAAAAACGCAUCGCAUCUGGAAGCAAGUGCAGGUGUGAUGUGUUUUUUACUGAUGGUUGCUAGGAGAUAUUGUUUGUAAACUUUCUUUUUUUUUUUCUUUUUUUUAAUCACGCACGUGAAUAAUGCAUCAAAGCACAUUAUACCCGCGCGGUAAAAACUGAACGCAAUUGCAGACAAAACUGACUGAACUUGCUUGCAAAAUGUUAUGAGUUUCUCUGAACGCAUCCAGAGGCAAUCCGUCACGCUCGUGUGCAAGGGGCCUAAGAAUAAUUGUAUAUAUUGUGUAUAUACAUACAGUAUGUAAAAGGAGAUCUCUCUGUUUAAUGCAUUUACUUUGCCAAAUAGACAAGUAAACAAAAUUUCCUUUUG